AUGGAGGGAAAAGAAUUCGUUUUUCAAUACGGCGCAAAGAGAACUAGUAAUUAUGCUGUCACCGCUGGGGUCGUAGACCGAACGGCACUGUCCAAUGGGGUUACAAAAUAUUCUACCAACAAAAUCCUCCACCCAACCUACGACGACUUCUAUCUUUACAACAACAUCGCACUCAUCAAGUUGACAUCCCCGUUCUCAUUAGGAGCCAACAUCAAUUUUAUUCGCCUUCCAAAACAAUCUGAUGCUACCAACACUUUCGUUGACUCUGAUGUGACCAUUUGUGGUUUCGGCAAAAAGGGCAACUAUGCCUACCCUUCGACCCUUCUUCAAACGGUUGGCCUCACCGUUACGUCUCAGGUUGAAUGCGCAGCCACUUAUGGAACUACUGCGAUUACUUCUUCCAUGAUGUGCACAGGUGCACAGCCUGAACUGUCUGUUUGUGGGGGAGAUUUUGGAGGUGGCCUGAUGUACAGAGAGGCUGACAGCCAGAAGACGAUUAUCGGCAUCGCCUCGUUCAUUUCAAGGAGGAGCUGUCUGCGUUACCCUGCAGUCUACACCAGAGUCACUAGCUUUCUAGGUUGGAUUUCCAGCAACACCGGGAUCGCUAUUCGCCCAUAAAUUUUGCUGGAAUUAAUUCA
This is a messenger RNA of Cloeon dipterum, 638 nucleotides long. Its product is annotated as chymotrypsin B-like. The transcript is spliced from 5 exons. Gene Ontology annotation, molecular function: serine-type endopeptidase activity. Gene Ontology annotation, biological process: proteolysis. NCBI's taxonomy places the organism in Eukaryota, Metazoa, Arthropoda, Insecta, Ephemeroptera, Baetidae. The record is from RefSeq and is a predicted model, not a curated record. Bases 1 to 618 code for a protein of 205 amino acids.